Penicillium digitatum Pd1 is the source of this 1707-nucleotide messenger RNA. RefSeq lists its product as uncharacterized. NCBI's taxonomy places the organism in Eukaryota, Fungi, Ascomycota, Eurotiomycetes, Eurotiales, Aspergillaceae. The record is from RefSeq and is a predicted model, not a curated record.
AUGUCCUACUUCAAGACCGAAUACCAGCGGUUCCUGGAUAACCCCAGGACUGCUAAAUUGGCUGAUGAUGUGUCACUGAUCUAUGUUCCUACCACGACAAAGUUCGAGCAGGCCGACAAUGUCAUCACUCAUGUGCUGAAGAACGCGGAGGUGGUCAAAACGAAAUCGAACCAGGUCAUCAGCGCCAUUGAAGGACCAAAUUCGCUAUGCCUAGACAUUGAGACAACCCUUGAAUUCAUAGAGGGUGGUGGGGUUUAUCUCCCCUCGCUCGACGAGAAUUUCCUGGCCGACCGUGUCGCGACUUUCCCCACGGUUCACAUCGUCCACUUCGACGCCAAUCAACUGAUAAAGCAGAUUCGAAUUUACUGGGACCAGGCCUCAUUGCUGAGGCAAGUGGAGGUCAUUGGAGCGCGCGGACGCCAAUGGCCCAUUCGUGAUGGAAAAGACCAACUCCGUCUCCUCAAAUCCGCUGAGGCGGCUUUGGCACCUUCGCAGGCUGCUUCUCAGAACGGGGAGACCAAACCUCCCCUCCGCUGCGCAUCCCCAGGCAAGCGCCACAUCAGAGAUCCCCACUCAGCCGACUCCCUGACCGAGCUCCUCUCACCGAGCAAGGAGACACCCAGACCUACAUCCUCCAGCAAGAAGUAUACCCAAGACCCUUACGGAGCGGGCUCCUUGAAUGAACUUCUGUCUCCCACCAAGAAGGCUCCCGCCUAUGUGCCUCCCUUAGGCUCGUCUGGGCGACCUGCCACGCGCAACUUAAGCGAUAUCUUCCAGAAGAACGACGAUAUGCCCGACUCCCCCUCGAAGUCCCAGCGCCGUGCUCCCCAGGCUGACCAAGGGGACGAAAAGACUGGCACAGGACCCGUCGACGAAGACCGUCAUUUCUACAAAACCGACCCCGGGAAAUUCAAGCACUUCGACAUCAGCGGCGAAGAGGUCGGCGGCGCAGGGCCCGUCGACGAGGACCGUCAUUUCUACAAAAGCGUCCCUGGAAAAUACAACCACUUUGAGAUUGGCGGCGACAACUCGGAGCGCGAGUCCAAGGCCGAAGUUAGGCAGGCCAACACCAAGCACGCAACCCACUGGGACUUCGACGACGUCGAGACCCCCGUGAAGGGCUCACGCGCCCCACGCGGACAAGAAGUUCGUCACUUUGGCUUCGGCGAUAACGAAGAUGGCACCGGAUCCCCUCAAGGCAAGCCCCACGUGACCAAGCCCCGUCGCGAUGCAGACCGCCACUUCGAGCUCACCGAUGAAGAAUCCGAGGACGAGGCACGGAUCAUUAGCUCAUUCGGAGGUCGCGGCAAGCGCCUCUACGAGAAUCGUCUCUUCGACGACGAAGGCCAGCCUGAGCUCUCCGAGCGCGAGCGAAAAGAUGAACAUCUGCCAACAGGCGGCAACAUCGUCAACCGCAACAAGAAUUUCAUCUCGCAAUUCGAGUUGGCAGAUGAAUCCCCCGCCAAGGGGAACGAGCCUAUCCAGAACCAUGAUGCGCACAAUAAGAUGAUGCAGUCCCACUGGGAUAACUACGAUGAGCAGUCCCCCCAACCGCCUACCCAGCAACACACCAAGCACAACAAGAUGAUGGAGUCUCACUGGGACAACUAUGACGAAGCAUCCCCCGAGCCGGUUCGGAGGAAUGCCACCGCGCAGCGCAACCCUCUUACCCACAACCAGCCCAGCUGGACCCAUGGAGACGAGUGA